Anopheles marshallii is the source of this 936-nucleotide messenger RNA. RefSeq lists its product as uncharacterized. Lineage: Eukaryota; Metazoa; Arthropoda; Insecta; Diptera; Culicidae. Bases 1 to 936 code for a protein of 311 amino acids. The transcript has 6 exons. The record is from RefSeq and is a predicted model, not a curated record.
AUGCAUAUUUUUACCGUGCCUGGCAAUACGAUGUGCUUGAAUGGCAGGUUAAUAGCAGCCGUCUUACUACUGCAGGCGUUAACGCUUGCCAGAUGUCUGCAGCUGACGGAUAUCACCGUGCCGGAAGUGGUGGAUGUACGCGAGACGGUAACGCUUUCCUGCAGCUACGACAUGGGACUGCACAAGCUCAACUCCGUCAAAUGGUACAAAGACGAGCGGGAAUUCUUCAGAUACUCGCCGAUGAUGCCCAAGAGCCUGAUGUUUUUCGACGUGGACGGUGUGACGUUGCUGGAGAAUUCGACGGUACAGAUCUGCAAUCAGUUUAUGUGCAGCAUUCAGCUGUACAAGCUCACCAUUCGCUCGAGCGGCUCGUACCGGUGCGAAAUAUCUGGCGAUGCGCCAGAGUUCAAGCUGGCGCACGGCGUCGGUAAUAUGACGGUGGCCGUCUACCCACAGUUCGAACCCAUCAUCAAUGGACUGCAGCAUAAUGGGGCACAACAUAACUACGCGCUCGGUGAUUUCGUUGUAGCGAACUGUUCAUCCGAUAUGUCCAGCCCGCCGGCCCGGCUUUACUGGUACAUCAACGACCGCAACGUACCGUCGGAAUACCUCCAGCCGCAGCAUGAAACGACGGUGGAGAACGAUGGCUUUCUGUUGCGAUCCCGCACGCUCGAGAUUCGCUUUUACAUCGACGAGAAGCGGCUCGGCAAGCUAAAGGACAAGCUGGUGCUGAAAUGUUUGGCACGGAUCGACUCCAUCCCGCAGGCAACGCGCGAGUCAACGCAGAUCAUCCACAUCCCGACAACGGACGCGCUGCGCAACCAAAAGCUGAUCAAUUGGCGCGGAUCCGAUGCUUCAUCACUGCAUCACACAGACAUAUGCCAGAUGUUUGUCGUGCUCUGCCUCGCACUACGCUUCUACACGUGGCUUGUAUAA